Messenger RNA from Cherax quadricarinatus, 788 nucleotides. NCBI's taxonomy places the organism in Eukaryota, Metazoa, Arthropoda, Malacostraca, Decapoda, Parastacidae. The record is from RefSeq and is a predicted model, not a curated record.
AUGAAGGAAGAAAAUGUAAGGGAACAAGCAGGAGGAGUUGUGAGGGAACAAGAAGGCAGAGUUGUGAGGGAACAAGAAGGCAGAGUUGUGAGGGAACAUGAAGGCAGAGAUGUGAGGGAAUAUAAAGGUCGAGCUGUACUGACGAUUAUGAUCGUGGUGGGGGCGACCACUGCAGACCCAGGCGACUAUCAAGUUUACCCCUCGGUGCCUCUGCCGUACCAGUUUAACUACGCUGUACACGACGACUACAAGGGCACGCACUUUGGCCAGAACGAAAAAUCUGACGGCAAUGCCGUCCACGGGUCCUACAAUGUGGCCCUUCCCGACGGCCGCAAACAAACGGUGGACUACACAGCUGACCACUACAAGGGUUUCGUGGCCAAGGUCAGCUACGAUGGAGUAGCGAAACAUCCAGCGAAGUAUGGGCCCCCCAUCACUUUCCAGCAAAGCGGUGGCGGAGGCUACCACUAAAACCUGGGAACUUCCACUACAACACCAGGGAUACCACUGCAUCAGGAAUACUAAAUUAUAUGUGGUGAGGGCUAUCAGUGAACUCCGGGAGGCUGUCUGGGGUCGUGGACUACUUGUAAAAGUCAGGAACUAGCAAAGAUCACAUAUGUAAUCAAUAAACAUGAACCUAUAUUAAGAAGCGCCUUGAACCAAAAUUAUGGUGUACCACUGUAUCAUCUUGCAAUCCUAGCCACAAAAAAAAAUAUUUAUACAAAGAUCAAUUUUUUAUCCUUCGAUUUUGACCUCUUUAACUCCAAAUUAUAUUAACUAAGUGUAGA